AUGUGGAAUGUACCAUGGGGAACUGUUUUUAUUCUAGCCCUUUGGAAAAUUUGGAAAGACAGGAAUAAUAUGGUUUUUUGCCAAGAAGAUUGUAAUGCACAGAAGGCUGUUAGAUUUAUUCACUUGCAAGCCAUUGAAAUUCAGGAAGCCUUUCUGACUGAUCAUUUCACAGGGAGGAAAAUACCUCAAGUUUCUAAUUGGUGUUGUCCUCUUGCAGGUAAAAUUAAGCUUAACACGGAUGGAUGCUCUAAAGGCAAUCCUGGACCAGCGGGUUAUGGAGGUUUAUUCAGAGAUGAAAGAGGGACAUGGCUGCAUGGUUAUCAUGGAAAGCUUGAAAAUGCAACCAGUGAGGUUCCAUCUGGCCUUUACAAUAUCUCCACCAUCAUUGCGUUAUCAGUAUGUAUUAACCAACUUGAAGGAAAUAUUCCUCCUGAUAUAGGCUCCCCCCUUCCCAACCUCAAGUUUCUUUAUCUUUUCGUCAAUUUGUUUACUGGAACACUUCCUACUUCACUGUCAAAUGCUUCUGAGCUUGAAUCAAUAGACUUCUCUCAGAAUGAUUUCAACGGGAGAAUGCCAAGGGAUCUUGGAAAACUUCAUGGUUCAUUGCCUGACUCCGUAGCUAAUCUCUCCACAUAUCUUAGCUAUUUUAAUUUGGAGAUUAAUCAAAUACAUGGAAGCAUUCUUUCAGGCAUUGGGAAACUCCUCAAACUCACUCUCUUAUCUAUGGUAGCAAAUAAUCUUGCUGGCCCUAUUCCUUCCUCCAUUGGCACACUUCAUAAGCUGCAAGAACUGCUGUUAGGCGGGAACAAAUUCACAAAACUUUCAUCUUCGCUUGGUAAUUUGACUUUCUUGAUUAUUCUUGACUUGUCAGAAAACAACAUUCAUGGAAGCAUAACUCCGAGUUUGGGCAAUUGUCAUAGCUUGUUGCAAUUAGCCCUUUCUCAAAAAAAUCUCAAUGGUUCAAUACCCCCUGAAAUUAUGAGUCUCUCCUCCAUUUCAACAUUCCUCUUGUUAAAUCACAAUGCACUAAUUGGUUCUCUUCCAUCAGAAGUUGGGUCUUUGACAAAUCUUGGACACAUGGAUGUAUCCUAUAAUAGAUUAUCAGGGCCGAUACCAAACACUCUAAGCAAUUGUUUGAACUUGGAAUGGCUUCAGUUGGAGGCCAAUUCAUUUGAAGGAGAGAUACCUAAAAGUUUGAGAAAGUUGAGGGGCUUAAGAGUGUUGGAUCUUUAG
Molecule: messenger RNA, 1233 nt
Organism: Camellia sinensis
Lineage: Eukaryota; Viridiplantae; Streptophyta; Magnoliopsida; Ericales; Theaceae
Source: RefSeq, a predicted model, not a curated record